Messenger RNA from Molossus molossus (Pallas's mastiff bat), 3564 nucleotides. It is a transcript of the gene CUNH16orf96, whose product is annotated as chromosome unknown C16orf96 homolog. The record is from RefSeq and is a predicted model, not a curated record. Lineage: Eukaryota; Metazoa; Chordata; Mammalia; Chiroptera; Molossidae. The transcript has 16 exons. Bases 15 to 3350 code for a protein of 1111 amino acids.
ACUGCCCUGGCAGAAUGAGCUUCUCGGUCACAUUCUCUGAGCUGGUCAACAUUGCCGUCCCGCAGUGCGGUGUGUUGAACUUCCAGGCCCUGCACCUUCUGCUCCAAGGCAUCCUGGAGCACAUCCACAUGGCUGAGCUCAAGAAGGUCCUCUCGGGGGACGAGGACUUCCUCCAGUCCUCGCAGGUUGUGUUCAUGCCCCGGGAGGGAGACGCUCAGCCCAUCCUCAACCCCAUGAAGAGGCUGAAUAACAUCUUCGACCAUGUAGUGACCCGCAUCGACAAAAUAGAGAGCCAGCUGGUCACGAUGCAGGCACUGCCCUCUACCUCUAUGCUGCUGGAGGCCAGCCAAGGGACUGGCCGGCCUGCCCAGGACCUGUGGCAGCUGAUAAAGCUCCGGAAGAUGGCAGAGGGCAAUGAAGAAGCCAUAGAAAAGUCCAUGAACACCCUGCAGGAUUUGCUCACAGACAUUUAUGCAGUCAAGGUCACCAUUGAAACCCUCAGGAAGGAUGUGGACAUGCUGAAGGACAUGUUUGAAAAGAUACGCCAGGAAAAAGUAGACACUUUCUUUGAUGAUAUGAAAGGACAGACCCGGAAGAUGAAUGCGCUGCAACGGGACAUGACUAUUCUCCAGAACAAGAUUCGUACUUUCCCCAAAACUGAGGACAUGGUACUUUGGAGUGGCCUCCAUGAGGCCUUGUUCACUCCGGGAACUUUCCCACAGGGAGCUGCUGCUUCACAACAGCUGGACGAUUCUGAUCUGUGGAAGGUUGCAGAGCAGUUCCCAGAGACCGAACGUCCCCAGACCACCAAUAUAUAUGAAAGUGUUGGUCAAAGCCAGGUCUCAGAGGCCAUCCAGCUCCCCAGGUUUCUGGAGACUGUUUGGCGUUAUGAGGCCCCGAGGGAACUACAGGAGGAGGAGUUUGCUGAGCCAGUUCCACUCACAGGGGCCCAGGAUUUGGGUCAGCUUCAGGUGCUCAAGCCUGAGCCAGAACCCAAGCCUGGUCCUGCACCUGGACCUGGGCCUGAUUCUGUGCCGGGGCCGGAGCCUGAGACCAUGACUGCACUUGGGCCUACACCGGGGCCCAGUCUGACACCUGGAUUCACACUAGCACCUUGGCCUGUGUUCAGAUCUGGGUCUGCCCCCAGACUUGGGCCUGUCCCCGGACCUGGACCUGCCCCCGGACCUGGGCCUGCCGCUGGACCUGGACCUUCCUCCGGGCCUGGGCCUGCUGCCGGACCUGGGCCUGCUGCUGGGCCUGGGCCUGCCACAGGCCCUCAGUUCAUACCACCACAAUUCUGGCCUGGGCUGCCAGGAAUCUGGCCUCCUUUCAGAGGCUUUCCUGUACCUGGCGCUUGGCCUUUCUUCGGCUUAGGUUACUCCCAGCCUGGCUUAGACCCAUCACGCUUCGUGUCCACUCACACCCAGACCUUCAGGGCCCCACCGCCGGCCACAGAAUUCGGCUCGGCUUGGCCUCGUGCACUGCAGCCACAUUCUCAGCAGAAAGAUAUGUACCCGCUCCCAACUGUCUCAGAACAGGCAGAAGAUUAUUUACGUUACAAGAAAGUCUCUCGGGAUAGACCCCUCAGGGCUGAGGCCCCAAAGGAAGUACCACCUAAGGGUCCCCGGUCUGCCCUUCAGAGGAUCAAAACCACUGCUGCCAUUGCAGCUGCUGCCGCCGCCGCCUACGCAGCUGCUGCCACCUCAGCGGCCCAGGCAGCCGAGACCGCAGCCUUGGCCGUUAAGGACGCCCCUGCCACUAAACUGGCUACUGUGGCAUCGACCUUGGCUGCAGCUGGGCCCUUAGGGGUCUUUGCAGACACUUUGGGUGCUGGGUCUUCUCGUGGGGCCAGAGCCUCCUUUUCCUCCACCACUGAGGCCGAGGUGGACGAGGUGGACGACUUGUCGGAGGUGGACUACGAGGACUUGUUCUCUUCUCCGUAUACCCUCAUCCCUCCUGACACUGUCCAGUCCCAGGCCAUGCUGGCUGCCAAACAGGCUGUGACCCCUGAAGACAAGAAGAAGGCCGUCAAGUAUUCCAUGGGCCACAUAGCCCAGAUACCCAUUAGACACGACUCCCUGAAAGAAGAGUUUGUCCAGCUGUCAACCAAUCUGCAACAGCGCAUGAGUUAUCUAGCUCAUAUGGGAUCCUCUUCCAAGCUUGGGGUAACAGUAGACAAACUGCAAGAAAAGAUUGGCAAGCUCCAGAAAUCCAGGAUGCAGGAGGAGGAGCUCCAGAGAAUUUGGGGCCACCAAGUAGCGACGAUGAAGGAUCAUUACAUCGUGCUGGACAGGGCAGUGGAAAAGAUCCAUAUUCGCCUGGAUGAUUUAAAGAUUCUCCAGGCUCAAAUUAAAAACCUAGAAGCACACAAGGCAGACAAAAGUGUGAUGGAGCAGGAGUUGAAAGAGAAAGCUGACAAGAGCAACCUGGCAGGCAAGGCAAGCCGGGUUGACCUGGAGACGGUGGCAGAGGAGCUGAACGAGAUGAUUCAGGGCGUGCUACUCAGGGUCGUGUCGCAUGAGAAUGAUUGGAGGAAGGCUGUGGAGCAGCUCAGCAAGGACCUGGGCACCAAGCUGGUCCACACAGAUUUGGAUGAUAUAAAGAAAGACGUGAAUGAGGUCUGGCAUAUAGUCAGGAAGCUGCUAAUUGAAGGCCUCCGAUUCGACCCCGACAGUGCCGCUGGCUUUAGGAAGAAACUGUUUGAGCGGGUGAAGUGCAUUUCCUGUGACCGGCAGGUGGAGAUGAUGACUGGCCCACAUCUCAUCACCAUCCGCAAAACCCACCUGCUGUCGCGGCUUCGGCCAUCCAGUGCCAACAGUUACGAGUACCUGCAGCGGCAACAGAUGAGGGAACAGCAGCUGCAGCAGCUCGAGGACCUUGGAGGCCAGGAGGACUGGAGCAACGACCCUGGGAAUGCCAACCUCAAGCUCAAGUCAUGUAACUUGUCAACACUCUACCCCUAUGGGGACCCCGAGGUGUUGGACUAUGAUACUGCUGAGGUGGACAUCCUGGGAGUGGACGGGAUCCUGUACAAAGGCAGAAUGAAGAGCCAGGAAGGGGCACGGCCACUGACCAGCGUGGAGAAGGACCUGGCUGCCGUGAAGUUUCCACGUCCCCCGAAUCGAAACCUGUGUGAGCGCUUUGGCACCAUCUACCCCCCCCUGCGCCCCCAUGCCAGCAUCCGCUCAGCGACUUCGGGCCCCCACUCAGGGACACUGGCCCGGCCUCCCUCUCUGCCACCUCUGCCACCGCUGAUGCCAUCGCUGCAGGACCCCCAGCAGGCCUCAGGGUCCACCAGGCAUCCAAGGCCUCAGCGCUCCGAGUCCCAAGCCAGCACGCAGCCCACCUAGAAGCCACACCUCCCGUGAGCCCUGUGCCGUGUCCCUUCCACUCCCACCACCGGCCAAGACCAACCCCUGAGCCUGGCCUGGGGAAGGCGCAGGGGCCUGAACGUAGGGGAGGGAUCUCCAUAAGGGACUCAUUGUGACCCAGUGGCUGUUUUCACUCUGCGUAGAAAUACACACAACACAGUCCUUCUUGCCCCAUGUUACAUGAGGAACACCG